AUGUCUUUCAGGAUCUCGUUCUCCGACCUCCUUUAUUUCACUCGCAAUGCGAGAAAAGCGCCUCUCAUCCCAGAGGGUUUCGUCCUCGAAACACCUCCAGAGCGCAAAGCUGUGGAAAUCCAGCUCAAGCCAGAACCUCCAAUAUUCCGCUCAAUACUUCCCACUAUUUCCCAAUCACAAGUAGCUUCGCCCGCAUCUUCCAUCCUGGAGAUACCCCUGGGGCCUGUCAUUUUGACAGGAGAUAAUAGCACGGAAACCCUUGUCAACGUUAUUUCAAAGCCCGGAUUUCCACCUCCAAUUUUGCAGCUCUACCCAUCUGCUAAUAAGCCUGUGCAGACGCGACGCAUAUCAUUCGCGGAUUGUAUCAUGCCCUCGCGUCCUGUGGAACCCGUCAAUGUCGUCGACGUGGGUCAGGUCCCGUCCAAGCCCUCCGCAGCCGCAGCGGAAACACCUGAGCAAGCAAAACCUUUCAGAGAGGACGUUCCUAAUAUGGAAAAGACAUCAAAGAGGAAGAGCAUCGUGCGGAGUAUGUCCUUGCUUGCCUCUCGCACAUCUGGCGCAAAGGCGCACCGCUUCUCAGUCUCUGCCUUUUCAUCGCUGACGGGUGUCAUGAAUAAGCGGGCAAGCAAGCGGCCUUAG
Molecule: messenger RNA, 639 nt
Organism: Suillus subaureus
Lineage: Eukaryota; Fungi; Basidiomycota; Agaricomycetes; Boletales; Suillaceae
Exons: 1
Coding region: 1-639 (212 amino acids)
Source: RefSeq, a predicted model, not a curated record